Molecule: messenger RNA, 498 nt
Organism: Paraglomus brasilianum
Lineage: Eukaryota; Fungi; Glomeromycota; Glomeromycetes; Paraglomerales; Paraglomeraceae
Source: the annotation of a GenBank genome assembly
AUGCUAUGUGGUUAUACUUUUCAACCAGCGCGCACAACGAGAACAACUCAGAGCACACUUUCGCCUACCUCAUUGCCCUCGAAUGCUAGCGAGAGUAAAGCUACGUACUCUAGUGACGACAAUACGGAUAUGGCGCUAUCAGCAAACAAUGUUAGGAUCUUGGUCAGAGCAGUAGUCGGCAUUGCCAGUCUUGUUGCUCUUGGAACGAAAGGGCGUGAUACGAGGAACGAAAUUGAAAGCGGAAUGGCGUACGAAAGGGAGGAACGAAAGGGCGUGGCGUGGUACGAGGAACGAAAGGGCGUGGUACGAGGUACUAAAGGGAGGAACGGGAAGGGCGUGGCGUGGUACGAGGAACGAUACGAGUCGAGUAACGGAAUGGCGUGGUACGAGGAACGAAAGGGCGUGGUACAAGUACGAAAGGGCGUGGUACGAGGAUGUCAGGAUCAUUUGCACAGUGCAGAUCAGGCAGUUGAAAAGACGCUUAUUGUCCGGAUUUGA